AGCUCUUACCCAGUUCGUCAGUUCGCCUUCGUGUGUUCGAAUCUAUCUCGAAAAUUAAGUUUAUAUAUAUAUAUUUAUAUUAGAAAGAAAAUUUCAAUCUAUAAGAAUGGAAACUCUACUUCUGUUCAUCUUGACCUUCAUCGCCUUCACUGGCGCCGCCGAUGAUGAUGUCCUUCAGCUGGGCGACAAUGAUUUUACCAGCAUUUUGAAGCAACAUGAGACCACCUUGGUGAUGUUCUAUGCACCCUGGUGUGGUUUCUGCCGUCGUCUGGAACCGGAAUAUUCCAAAGCCGCUGGGAUGGUCAAGAGAGAUGAUCCGCCCAUUAAGUUGGCCAAGAUCGAUUGCACCGAGGCCGGGAAGGAGAUAUGCAACAAAUAUGCCAUCAUUUCGUAUCCCACAUUGAAGAUCUUUCGUCAGGAUGAUGAGGUCAAGGACUACAAGGGACCACGCAAGGCUAAUGGUAUUGCCGAAUAUAUGCGCAUUCAGGUGAAACCGAUGUUGUAUAAGAAAUCCAUACGAUCCAUUGAACAGUUGGCCAAGCUAAAGCGUCUAUCUGAGCUCCUGAAGAAGAAGGAUAUGUCAGCCGGGCACAAGGAUACCAAGUUAGUCAACCAAAUGCUAAAGAAUCGCUUGAAUGAAUUGUAUAACAAUUGAAGUGGGGGACGGAAGAAGAAGAAGGAUUUGUCUUUGUAUAUUUUUAAAGACUUUCCAAAAUGAUGUUCAAUCAAUUUCCAUGUAUUUUUUAAAGUAACUAUUAUAUUAAAU
This is a messenger RNA of Drosophila serrata, 766 nucleotides long. RefSeq lists its product as uncharacterized. Lineage: Eukaryota; Metazoa; Arthropoda; Insecta; Diptera; Drosophilidae. The record is from RefSeq and is a predicted model, not a curated record.